Molecule: messenger RNA, 368 nt
Organism: Etheostoma cragini (Arkansas darter)
Lineage: Eukaryota; Metazoa; Chordata; Actinopteri; Perciformes; Percidae
Product: zinc finger E-box-binding homeobox 2-like
Exons: 3
Source: RefSeq, a predicted model, not a curated record
AAAACAGGAAAGAGGAGCACGAAGCCGUCGGUCCGGAGGCCGCGCCGCACGCUGCAGGUAAGCGUCGUAACGGAGACCGUCACCCAGCAACCAUCGCCGAGUACCUGCAGCGCAGCGACACCGCCAUCAUUUACCCAGAAGCCCCGGAGGAGGUGACGCGUCUCGGCACGCCAGAGACCGCCGGACAGGAUGAGACCGAGCACGAACUGCUGUCCGGCGGCGGGGACGUCUUCUCUGCGCUGCUUUCCUGUCCGUACUGCGAGCGCGGCUACAAGCGUCUCACGUCUCUGAAGGAACACAUCAGAUAUCGUCACGAGGACGUCAGGGACACCUUCAACCCCCGCACACACACCCCCCCCCCACAACAG